Messenger RNA from Amphiprion ocellaris (clown anemonefish), 2758 nucleotides. It is a transcript of the gene slc25a28, whose product is annotated as solute carrier family 25 member 28. The record is from RefSeq and is a predicted model, not a curated record. Gene Ontology annotation, molecular function: ferrous iron transmembrane transporter activity. Lineage: Eukaryota; Metazoa; Chordata; Actinopteri; Pomacentridae. Gene Ontology annotation, biological process: iron import into the mitochondrion. Bases 7 to 1494 code for a protein of 495 amino acids. The transcript is spliced from 4 exons. Gene Ontology annotation, cellular component: mitochondrial membrane.
CCAUGAAUGGCAUAUAUGUCAGCCAAUAGCGUGAGGAGGACAUGGCUAUUUCAACCAAUCAGAGGCUACUUCCUGGUCGCGGCCUGCGUUGGGCUCGCUGUGUGUUUGUCCGUUACGGCCUCCCUCGCUGGGCUCUGGCUGGGAAGAGUAGAGGCGGGGAGGGAAUGGUGGUGUAGCAGAGGAGGCACCGUGAAACCACCGCAGGGGAAUGUAGAACUUCACGGCGAAAAUCACCCACAAGGAGCCGUGUACGCGAGCCAGAAGACCCAACACAUCGCCUGGUUUCUCAUGGAAACAGAUGGAUUUGUGAGGAGGCGUCGGAUGACAGCGGAGACUACAGGCAAUGAUCCCGGGGUUGCUGGAGCCUCAGCCGGGGCAGAAGUUCGAUGGUUGGGGGGCAGAUUCUGGGGAGUUUCGGAAAGUAUCGUGGGAAGCCUGACACCCCGGAUCGGGGGGGAAGCAGAACUGCAGACUGUUGAAUUUAUCCGCAGUGCACAAGAUGCACAAACAGAGGACUCUGAACCGGACUAUGAGGGUUUGCCACAGGGAGCCUCCACUAGCACCCACAUGUUGGCUGGAGCUGUGGCUGGGAUCAUGGAGCACUGCCUCAUGUUCCCUAUCGACUGUGUGAAGACACGAAUGCAGAGUCUCCAGCCAGACCCUGCAGCCCGCUACAGGAAUGUGAUGGAUGCUCUUCGGCGAAUUGUAGCCACAGAGGGAGUCUGGCGGCCAUUGAGAGGCCUGAAUGCGACAGCAGUUGGGGCAGGACCUGCCCAUGCCCUCUAUUUUGCCAGCUAUGAGAAACUCAAAAAGACUCUAAGUGAUGUCAUUCAUCCAGGGGCUAACAGUCAUUUGGCUAAUGGAGCAGCUGGGUGUGUGGCCACACUGCUUCACGAUGCAGCCAUGAACCCAGCUGAAGUUGUGAAGCAGCGCAUGCAGAUGUAUAAUUCGCCCUACCGCGGCGUGUUGGACUGUGUACGCGCCGUGUGGCAGAAAGAGGGCCCCGCUGCAUUCUACCGCAGCUACACCACCCAGCUCACCAUGAACGUGCCCUUCCAGGCACUCCACUUCAUGACCUACGAGUACCUUCAGGAGCUGCUCAACCCCCACAGACAAUACAAUCCCUCAUCCCACAUGUUGUCCGGAGCUUUGGCUGGAGCGAUCGCAGCUGCAGCCACCACACCUCUGGAUGUGUGCAAGACCCUGCUCAACACCCAGGAGUCUGUAACCCUCAGCUCCCUUCCUUCUGGCCAAGGCCCCAGCCAGGGCCAAGGCCAAGCAGCCCACAGACGCAUCUCAGGCCUGGCCCAUGCCUUCCAGACGGUUUACAGGCUGGGCGGCCUGCCGGGCUUCUUCAAGGGAGUCCAAGCGAGGGUCAUCUACCAGAUGCCCUCCACAGCCAUCAGCUGGUCGGUCUACGAGUUCUUCAAGUAUGGACUCACCAAGCACCAGCACAACAAGAGGAGAAAGCAACACAUGGAGGCUGAGAUGUAGAUAUCUCCUUGAUUUGAUCUCCUCUAAAUAUUACUCUGUCCUCCCUGUGAGGAGAAAUUAAUACGCACAUUGAAUCUGACUAAAAUCCACCUCAGUUGUCCCAUCCCUUUCAGACAUAGCAGAUAAGAAAGACAUCUUCAAACCUAGUUCCUUUAGUUUUAUUACCGUUACACUAUUACAAGAAUAGGGUUGAGUUAUGUUGUUCCUCACUUUUAGGAGAAAACAUUUACACAGUAUUAUAGAACUAGUUCACCUUUUUUGUUUAAGCUGUUCUAGUUACUACUAUGUUUGUCCAAACAGGAUAACUGUGAAGAACUGCAAAGGUGGUCAGCAGAGGGCAGUAGUGUUACUGUGUUAACUCUUGUAGUAUCAGAAGCUUUGCUGUCCUUGGGCCAGAUUUAAUUUUCCCUCAUCCAAACUUUACAAAUAAAGAUUAGAACCGACUUCUUAUCCACAUCUCAUAACAGAGAGAAUUCAGUCUUUAACCCUCAAUAUUUUUGUUGCUUUUAUCCAGUUCAAAAAUAUUUCCGCCUUAUGGCAUUCAAAGAAAACAGACCCUUCAAAUAAUUUGUUGUCAAUAGAACACACAAUAAUUCUAUCAAUAUCCAGAUACCUUUGAGAAAAUUCAGUAAAAUCCAGCCAAAUAUGGCCACUCAGGUAGUUGAGAUUUCACAGAUUAACAAAGGAGACCAUAAUCUAGACAGAUACUGGGUUCCUUUUUUGUUUUGCUAAAUUAAUAUAUAUUUACUUCCCUUUUCAAAUGUGUUUAAAUUUGUCAUCUGUGAUGUAAUUGGACAGAAAAAGAGAUCGAAGGUAUCUGAAGUGUGUUGUUAAUUUAUUUUUCAGAAUUUUGAUUCCUUAAAUAGUAUUUUAUUUCCAGCAAAUGUAUUACUUUAGUUUUUUUUUCCAUACCUCUGUGAUUUGGCACAGUGUACCUGUUCGGCAAGGCAGACAAGAGCAGCAUUCAGAUGGCCGUUUCUGUGCUUCAGCUGUAGCUGUCAGUCUGUUUUCAACUAGUGAAAUACUGAGUUUAAUUGUUUGUGCUCAGCAACAAAAGGAUGAAGAAUUUUACUGAGAAUUUCCGAGUUGGAUCUCCCACGAGAUAUGUCUCUGUACGCACAAUGAGUACACUUAUAAUGGAAGCUGUCAUUCUUAUUGAUUGAUGUCUGAUUGUUUCUGACACUGAAUUGCACUCAUUGAAUAAAGAUUCAGCAGCGGGGCUCUUCUCACUGCUCAUAAGACUAGGAGCCCUGCUUUAAUUUCA